Molecule: messenger RNA, 4137 nt
Organism: Penicillium paradoxum
Lineage: Eukaryota; Fungi; Ascomycota; Eurotiomycetes; Eurotiales; Aspergillaceae
Product: putative RNA helicase/RNAse III
Exons: 7
Coding region: 1-4137 (1378 amino acids)
Biological process (GO): siRNA processing
Cellular component (GO): RISC complex; nucleus; cytoplasm
Molecular function (GO): ATP binding; RNA binding; ribonuclease III activity
Source: RefSeq, a predicted model, not a curated record
AUGGACUCAACAGCUAUGGUGGGCUGCGAUGGGGCUAACUACCGGUCUCGUAGCUACCAGCUCGAGAUGUUGGAAGCUAGCCGCAAAGAGAACAUCAUUGUCGCGAUGGAUACAGGGAGUGGAAAGACCCAUAUUGCUGUUUUACGGAUUUUAGAUGAACUCGAGGCUGGCAAUUCUCGAAACAAACUCAUCUGGUUUCUUGCCCCGACUGUGGCGUUGUCCCUUCAACAACAUGCAGUCAUCAAUAGCCAGAUACCUUCAGUCAAGACUAAAGUCCUGACGGGCCUUGAUAAUGUUGAUCGUUGGACCGACCAGGGAAUUUGGGACAAGUUCCUCAAGGAUGUGCGCGUUGUUGUCUCCACAUAUGCUGUCCUUGCUGAUGCUUUGACUCAUGGUUUCGUUCGAAUGUCCCGACUUGCUCUACUGAUUUUUGAUGAGGCUCAUCAUUGUACACGACGUCAUCCAGCAAACAAGAUAAUGCAGAACCAUUACCAUCCUGCUUUGUUGAGGGCUGGUCCAGAUGCCGUACCACGGAUUUUGGGUCUCACUGCUAGCCCAGUGGUCCGAUCAAGCAAUAAUGAGCUCGAAACGAUCGAAUCCAACUUGAACGCAGUAUGUAGGACUCCACGGGUCUUUCGCACUGAGCUCCUGGAAAAUACACAUCGUCCCCAUCUAGAGCGUUUGAAUUACACUCCUUUUGGUGAAAUGCAUUACGGUAUUGGCAGCCGACUACUUUCACCACUCAUGAAUUGUUGCAGUGCCUACAACAUAGAAGAUGACCCCUGGAUCGAAUCAUUGCGGUCGAAGGAAAAGACCGCUGAGCUCCAGCAAGCUCUUGCAUCAGGUAAAACAUUUUGCAGCGAGCAACUAAGGACGUUUCAGGCGCGCAGCUGUCACAUCUAUGAAGAGCUGGGGGGUUGGGCCGCAGACUUCUUUAUCAGUGCUUCGAUUGACCAACUUCAACGCUCAAUCCAAGAUGCCACUGAAAUGUCACAUUUGGACCGGAUGGAAAGGGUAUAUCUCUUGGAACUACUGCUCGCAAUGCCUGUGCCUGAUCCAGACGAGGAGAAUAUUCACAUAUCCCCCAAACUUGAAGUGCUUCUAAACUUCCUUGAGAAAAUGGAUAGACCUGGAUUUUCUGGACUAUUAUUUGCCAAUCAGCGAGCUACUGUUGGUGUUUUAGCACGCCUGUUGGCUCAUCAUUCCAAAACAAGAGACCGCUUCCAGUGCGCUGCUUAUGUUGGCUGGUCGAGCGAUAGAAACCGCAAAGGCUCUCUGGGUGACCUACUCCAUCGGGAUAUGCAGCGGGAUACUCUCGAUGAGUUCAAAGCUGGUCGAAAGAACCUGAUCAUUGCCACAGAUGUUCUCGAGGAAGGCAUUGACGUAAGCGCAUGCAGCUUGGUGAUUUGUUAUGAUAAGCCAGCAAACCUGAAGUCCUUUGUCCAGCGACGUGGUCGUGCUCGACAUCAAGAAUCCACAUACGCUGUCCUCAUCUCAACUCAAGACGAUUCGUUGAGCCUUCAUAGAUGGCAGGAACUUGAGCAAGCAAUGAUCAAAGCGUAUCAAGAUGAUGAGCGACAGCGCCUGAAAAUGUUGGAACAUGAAGUCAAGGAGGAGAAUGUGACUGAAACACUCUGGGUAGAAAAAACCAAUGCGGUCUUGACAGCAGACGAUGCAGUGCAACACUUGCUCCACUUCUGCGACGUCUUACCAACAGAUGAAUAUGCUGAUAAGCGACCGACGUUCUCCUUCCAGGAAAAUAGUGCUGGACUACUUUUGGGUACCGUUACCCUGCCAAAUUCCGUGCAUCCGACUGUUAGGCAAACAACAGGGAAAUCCUGGUGGCGUACGGAGCGGGCAGCCAGAAAGGAGACAGCAUUCCAAGCCUACAAGGCUUUGUAUGCGUAUGGGUUGGUCAACGACAACAUGUUGCCAUUGACACGGAAGCCAGAGCUGAGGUUCUCAGAACAGGAGAAUCUUCCGUCCAUUGUGGAGGCUGCAGAACAGUAUGAUCCCUAUGUAGACCUUGCACAGGGCUGGACUUCCGGUCAGUUGUGUCAGACACGACUGCACAUAUGCAGAAAUGGCUCUGUAGAUGAUGAUCUAGCUGUGUCCUUAAUUUUGCCACGGUUAACUCGGAUACCGGACCCUAUUCCUCUCUACUGGGAUCUCGAAACCACCUUAACCCUCUCCUUUCAUCCGCAAGCAGCGUCUUUUCAGACGACAGUUGACCAACUUGAGCAAAUGAGAAGAAUCACAGCUCUCUAUCUACAGGCCCCCAGCUCGCGCCCGCGUGGGGAGGAACGCGAUUACAUUGCCCUCUUUGUGCCUGAUAUUCCACAUGAAAAACUAGGCCUAUGGCUUGCGCAAUACGAUGGAAAGGAGCCCGCUUUGGAAGUAUAUGCAAGAGAUCCAACUUCGCCUCCAGUGGGUAUCGUUCGCGACCAGUCCAAAUUCAGCGAGCCUCGCACAUUCAACAGGUGGGUUGUGCCAGUCCAAAUCACAAAAUCCUCGCCUAUUGAAGUGGACUCUUCAUCACUCCCGCGUCGACGAAACUUACUUCAAGUCCGUGCAAUGGCACUUGCCGAAGAUGGAGAGGCAGAGGCACCAAAGAAGUCCUAUAUUGUCCCUGCUGCAUCGUGCGAUAUCGACAAACUCCCGGUGAAACAGGCUGUCUUUGGGCUCUUUAUUUCUGCUAUUCUCGAUCGGCUGGAGGCAUCAUUGGUGGCCCAUCGAUUGAACGAUACUGUUCUGAGAGGAGUGGGGAUCCAACACAUCCGCCAUGUCAUUACGGCUAUCAGUGCGCCCAUUGCACAGGCCAGUACCAACUAUCAGAGAUACGAGUUCUUUGGUGACUCCGUUCUUAAAUUUACAGUCAGUUGCCAGCUCUUCUUCCGGAAUUCGAAUUGGCACGAAGGGUAUCUGUCGGAAAGCCGUGACAAGCUCGUCCAGAACACUCGCCUGGCUCGUGCAGCCCUAGAUACUGGUCUUGACUCCUUCAUCCUCACAAAUCGAUUCACGCCCCGGAAAUGGUCCGCACCGUUGAUCAGAAACAAGAUGGAACCAUCAACAGCCAAAAGGAAACUGUCGUUGAAGGUCCUGGCAGAUGUUGUCGAAUCCCUCAUUGGCGCAGCAUACAUAGAUGGUGGAAUCCGGAGAGCGCAAGCUUGUCUCCAUCGCUUUUUGCCUGAAAUCGAUCUUUUCACGGACGAUAUUUCGCCCGCCAUUCUCCCACCAGGCAAGGGCGUGAGUAACCUAAUCAAUCACGAAAGAUUGGCCGGUUUGAUCGGCUACACUUUCAAUGAUCCUGCUCUUUUGACUGAAGCGCUCACUCAUGCAUCUUGUGAGUACGAUACAACCACACAAUCCUACCAACGCCUCGAGUUCCUUGGCGAUGCUGUCCUCGACAUGGUCGUCAUGGCAGUGAUAGCAGCCCACCCCGUGGAAAUGGACCAGGGCCCCAUGACACAGUUGAAACACUCCGUUGUGAAUGCCAACCUACUCGCCUUCUUUUGCAUGGAGCUCUGCGCUCCAGAUGAACCCAACCACGUCCCCCAAUUCAACAAUGGCGAAGUCUACCUAGUGCCACACUACGACCAGAUCCACUUAUGGCGCUUCCUCCGCUCCCAUGGACCCAACAUCAACGCCGCCCGCGAGGCAUGUCUCGAGCGACACCAGAUUCUUCGUGAAGAGAUCCAUAACGCCCUGAGAAACGGGACUCAGUACCCGUGGGAAUUGUUUGCCCGUCUGCGCCCGGAUAAAUUCUUGUCUGAUAUCAUCGAGAGUGUCAUUGGUGCGAUCUUCAUCGAUUGUGGUGGAAACCUGGAUGUCUGCUAUGCAUUCGUGGAACGUAUCGGGCUUGUGUGGUACGUCCAGCGCAUUAUUGCCGAUAAAGUUGAUGUUGUCCAUCCGCGCAACACCGCGCAGAACAUGGUGAAGGGCGUCGGCACGUUGGUCUUCAAGCGGAAGAGGAUUGAAGCUAAAGGUGUGGCUACCUAUCGAUGCUCGGCGAUUGUCAACCAAAACGAGAUCGCACUGGUGGAAGGUUGUGCUUCUGCCGAGGAGGCUGAAGUCAAAGUCGCCAAUGUUGCGAUCGAGUACUUGACCUUGCACCCUUUGGAACCUAAAACAGCUUGA